Molecule: messenger RNA, 1059 nt
Organism: Podospora pseudocomata
Lineage: Eukaryota; Fungi; Ascomycota; Sordariomycetes; Sordariales; Podosporaceae
Exons: 1
Coding region: 1-1059 (352 amino acids)
Molecular function (GO): protein binding
Source: RefSeq, a predicted model, not a curated record
AUGGCACUCCUCAAACUUCCCCCCGAAACCUUGAUUCAAAUAUUCGAUCAUUUGGGCUCAUCCUAUUUUCGCUCGGAUCUGUCACGCCUCACAGUCUGUAAGCAGUGGAGCGAAUUUGCCCAUACCGCGUGCUUCCGGGAUCUUUACGUUACUCAGAAGACACUACGACGCUUGCUGUCUUCUCCGUAUGUGGAAUCAAGUCUGCGUCUAGUCAAAAACAGCGUGGAAACCUUGGACCUGAAUUUGAAAGGCUUUGAAGACUGGGACUCUAUUCCGCUGUCUGGACACGAUCCGCAGGCCGUAAAUGUCUGGAAUGGCGCUCUUGGAAACGCUGUGCGCGCAACCUGGACAACAGAGUUGAAUAACGAUCUCCUCUACCUCGCCGCCAUCAUCCAACAAUCACAGAGACUGCGAAUCUUACGCAUCCAAGCCACCAGUGAACUGCAUCCGCUACUUCGUUUUCUAGAACGUCGUGACUACCUUUUUUUAUCCACAAUACGCGCCUUCUUGUCGGUCAGCAACCUAACUAGUCUAGAGCUAGAUCUAUGCGGUACUCGACUUAUACCGCAUCAAAGCCAGGAGCGCGGUGAAGUAAUCCAUGUCUGCACGAGUAUCGCCGCGCUUUUUACUACGCUACGACGUUUGCGACUGCGCAUGCGCAGUAUUUGUGCCGAUGUUCUAAGACCCCCACUGCAUUGCACCGAUCUGAAACUGAACGAGAUGCUCAUCAACCUCAGUCUGUCCAACGAGUCACCUGUAACCACCUCGGCAGCGCACGCCACAUGUUGCGGUUCCUCUACAGGGGGGUUCCUUCAACUGAAAGCGGAUAUGGAGAAGCAAGCGCAAGUUCUUGUGGCACAGAUGGCUGCCCCAAAAAUAGUGAGGAUAUUGACGCAUGCGCUUCCACGUAUUGAAAUGCGAGCGUUCGAUGUCUUGACUGGCAGAAAUGUCGCAUUGAGUGAGGGUGCGCAGUGGGAUGACGAGGGCGAGGUUAUCGAGGACCAAGUAUCGGACGACGAAUCCGAGAUUUCGGACCUUUCCUCAGACGACGAUGAAUAG